UUCAAGCCGUGGUGCACUCUGCGAUGCUGCAACGUUAUUUAGGACAUGUUUGUUGACAAAGAUAUGAACAAUUCAACCGCCGCAGUGCUUUCUGCAUGACUGCAAGCGCUUGUAAACAAUUCCUCCAUCGAAUAUUAUACAUUGUUUGUACUUGUUACAAAAUGGUGUGACUUAUAUGCAGUAAACCCGAGUACAUCCAGAGCAGAGAUCAGGAAGAUGUCUCAAAACACGUACGGUGUAACAGGAGAAGAUCAAAGCGACCAGAAUGCACGGCUCACCAACAAGCACAUUAAAACUUUAAGCUUUCUGCAGGAUGUUGCCAGGGAAAACAAAGAGUUAAGAGCUCGCCUUGACCAAUUGGAGGAGGAGUUGAGUCAGUGUGGAGAGCUGCAUGCACUCGGUAACGAUGCUAAGGAACGAAUCAAGAAACUGCAGCAAGAUUUCAACAGACGUCUGGAUACCAACAAUAGGACACUGACACAGAAACACAAAGAUGAGAUUAUGCAGUUAAUAUCCAGUAAAUUGGAUGCAGAAACUGAAUGGCUGAACGAACGAGAACAGCUGCAGUCUUUGAAUCAAGCGCUGGAAGAGAAGAAUGCCCGGCUUACCGAUCAGUUAGACCAACUGAAAAAGCAUGACCUUAAGCUAGAUGUGCUGAUCCAACAACUUGAUCGUACCAUCGCCCAAGUCAUGGAAUUGAAGACAGCAAAUGAGCAUCUCUCCGCCGAAAGCACACGCCUGGCAAAUGAGAACAUUGGCCUGAAGGCUGACGCCAACCAACUCCAAGAUUGUGAAGCUUGCAGGGAACGUCUGACCUUGGAGCUGGGUGAAGCCCAUCAAAAGAUCAAGGAGUUCACGUUUAAGAUAGAACACCUCGAGAAUGAGUUGGAAUCAGCGAGGAGCUUCAAACAGGAGAAGAACGAGGGUAACGAGAAACUGAAGAAGUACGUUGCGAGACUGAGCAAAGAGGCGAUAGCGUAUCAGCAAGAGAUUGCCAGGGUGAGUGAGAGCGAGACAUCCUUGAGAGGAGAACUGGAGGAGAAGUCGACAGAGCUCCAAGAGGAGCUUGUUGAGAGAGAUAGGAUGCUUGCCUUCAUCGAGAGACUCCAAGAUGAGAUCCGAAAGAGAGAGGUCCUCCUCGCUGACAGCUUCCCCAAGAAACCCAUCGUUGAGAAAUCAGAAGGAUUGAACUUUAGGGAAUUUGUUCACCUGAAACGAGAAGUAAACUACCUGAGAGAGGAGAAUGAGGGGCUACGCCUUUCAGAGAGGAUGAAGCCGUUGGCGUUACCUAGCCUGAAGGGUCCAUCACCAGGAGGAGAUGUUAAGGAGAAGAAGAAGAACAAGGCGAGCAGGAACAGUGCGUCUUCAUCCAAGUCUUCCAUCUUGAGCAUCUCUAAUAUUAGGUAGCAGUUCUGUAAAGUGAGAUGCAACAAUGAUAAUGUUAUCAUAAACUUGUUAUCGCACAUGAUUUGUUUAAACUUCCAUGUAAAGGAUAGACCCAAUGUUGGUUUUGGUAUUGUAUCCACAGUUUGUGUGAUCCAACCUUUUUUAGUUCAUGGGUAGACCAGAUUGAAUAUGACGUCACCGUUCAAAUAUCUGCCCUACAAGAUGGUGUCUGUGCGCGUGUGCGUAGUUGUGUGCGUGCAUGUGCCGUAAAAAUCAAACCAGGAAUGCUGCGUAUUCACAAACGGCAGUGAAAAACCCGAUCACUGUUUUCAAAGAUCAGAUGAAUGACUUGGCGGGAACCAAAUUGGAUUGUUUUACUUUAUUUCUGAAAAACUGUGCAUUAGGCAAAACAAAUUCAAUGGAAGUUUUCCAACAUGUUCAUCUUUAUACCAUGUAACUUAUGUGCAAAUCUGCGUAUGUUUAUAUUGUUAAUCUUACCAAUGCCAUGCACACAACAACACAUUCAUCACCUUCUGUUGGAGAGUACUUAUAUAUUAUGCUUGUCUUGCAUAAUAGUUUUCUACAAGGUCUGCCUUGUUUUUGUUUUUUUACUUGAGUUAAGUUUUAAUAGGUGCUGAGUGGUCAAGAUCAAACCAGGCCUGUAGUUGUAUUUUUCAAUGCUGCCAUAAAUCACAAAAUAGUGCAAAGUGUAUAGUCAAAGUGACAGUUCUUGUAAUUAUUCAAAAGUACAUACAAAAGUAAACUUUAAACAAUGGAAUUAUGAAUUCUCAACCAGUUACUGUAUCCGUACACCUUCCCUCCAAAUAAAAGGGAGGGCACAUGCAGGAACUGGGUCAAAGUUUAUAGUUUUAUUGUACAGCCACUGGCCUGCUUUGAUAAUGAUGACACGGACCCUUUUGUAUAUAUACUCCAUAGAGACUUUUUAUACCGUCCAUGUAAAUAACCUUAAAAUUAAAAAAGUACCAAAAGAAAAAUAUGCAUCUUGUGUGUUUAUGAAAUUAUAUAUUUAUUUUGGAUCAAAAGAUCAAUCCUUCUGCUUUUUAAACUGAUUGUAUUGAUCGGGUUGGACAAUAGACCUUAUGCAAAUGUUGUCAUUUAAGUAGGACGCCCUCAGCUUUAGGUCAAAAGAAGGUUGAUCAUUGGCUCAACCUAUGUGCUGCUUGUACAAAGUUUGCGUUUUCCAUAUCACCAUCCUUUUAUAUUUUAGAUGAUGGCAUUUAUAAUGACAUCAAUGGAUAAGGUACAUUGUGUUCUGGAGUUUUUGUUUAGUGUACUCUUACACAUUUCUUCCCCAAUUUUAAAAAGAUGUUCAUUCUUGUCAGGGUUACUAGGAUGAAGUAAACAAAAAAAGAAUAAUACUUGCGGAUAAUUUUGUGUCAAAAUAUAGAUAUUACAAACAUUCUUUAUGGUCUGUUAUUAGUUUUGUUUUACCUUUCACCGUUGUUUGUUAAGCACUUUAUACUUUCCGAGUCAAAAACAAAAACCACAGGUGUAAUACUUGGGUGAGAUUCAAACCCAUAACCUUUGCCAUUCUAGAUGUCAUGUUUCUUUCUUGUUCUAAUUUCCAUGAACACUCUAGCACACUCUUAGUUCAAGGUAUUUUUCUAGGAGUGUGUGAUAAAAUUGAAACUUCAUUAAAAAAGUGUUACCUUUUGUGGACAAUUUUGUCAGAAUGUAGACAUAAAACAAAACGUUUAUCUGAGAGAGAUUUGUAAAGCUUUUCAUUGUGUAGAGGUAAGAGAUACUUAGUUUGUGGUUGAUAGCCAUGUAGUCUCUUAUUGGAAAAAAGUCUUGGUUCUGUAAAGAAUUGAGUGUGUGAGAUGGGUCUCGACAUUUGGAAAAGUGUACUCUGCUCUUUUUAUAAAAACACUCGACAUUUACUAAAGGAUAUGAGCAGCUUGUGUGAAGACAUUGCUGCUUCAAGUAGUUCAAUCUGCGUCUAAAAACAUUUCUUAAAGAUCAACUUGAAAUGAAUUAAGAUUGUUUUUCCCUUGUUACAGAAAGGUAAACCGGUGUAUGAGUGUUUAACUGUACACAAAAUGAGUGAAAUUAUAAAAGAAAUGGUUUCAUAAUGUGAAAAAAACAAUCACUUUUAUCAGUGUUGGGCUGGGCAAAAAUUCUGAGUUUCACAAAAAGUCCCUAAGUAACUAGGAUUGAAAACAGCACUGUGAGGGCACACUGUGAACUCAAUCCAAACAAGACGAUGAAAGGUGCGUGUUGUGACAUAUUUUACGAUUACAGCAUGAACUAGUUUGUUUAUGCUGGUUUUCUGAGGCACUGGUACUUCACUGUUGAUUUCAAUUUUCAAUUUUCUGGGUCUUUGCUAUGAACCCAUGCAGGGUGCCACCAACGGUGAAAAAAAAAACCACUGGUCCAAAAA
Asterias rubens (European starfish) is the source of this 3787-nucleotide messenger RNA. RefSeq names its product myosin heavy chain, striated muscle-like. Lineage: Eukaryota; Metazoa; Echinodermata; Asteroidea; Forcipulatida; Asteriidae. The transcript has 5 exons. The record is from RefSeq and is a predicted model, not a curated record. Bases 217 to 1407 code for a protein of 396 amino acids.